This is a messenger RNA of Rubroshorea leprosula, 907 nucleotides long. NCBI's taxonomy places the organism in Eukaryota, Viridiplantae, Streptophyta, Magnoliopsida, Malvales, Dipterocarpaceae. The record is from the annotation of a GenBank genome assembly.
GGCUUACCUCUAUUCCCCAAUUUAUUUGAUAAACAAUGUCUUAAUACUGAAGUUGUUCGUGGUGUCAUCCGGGUUACGUAGGCAAGCUUGAUCAUCACUGUUACACCACCCUUCCUUGUGUCACCACUGCCGAAAUGAAACAGUAAAAUGGUAUCAGAGAAGCAGCAUGAUUGCAGUUCAAGACAUGGCUGCUUAAAGCAGCAUUAUCAAUUGUUUAACAGGAAUCCAAAAGGAUGGGGAUUUGGUGGUAGGGUCCUGUGAUCAUGUAAUAAUGAAAAAGAAUGAAAGAAGAAGAUAACAUGUUGAGUUCUUGUAGAGAUUAUCAGAUUAGGAAAAAAGUAAGGUAAUGAGUGAAGGUUGUUCUAAUGACUGUUUUUCUCAAUCUUUAUGCAUUUUGAUCUCCAGAGGAGAAAACCUGAAAAAGAGCAUGCAGACAAGGGCAGAUGAAAAACAGAGAUUCUGCUUCACAUAAACACACAAGACAAAAAAUAUUAUCAACAUCCACACGAAAGUUAAAAGAGAAUGGAAAAUAAUUUGUGGAGAAAAAACAGCUAAAUUGUAAUGAUAUUAACAGUUACUCUCAAUAAAUGGCUUCAUUCAGAUGCUAAAUUUCAACCCAGUUGCUGACAUAGCUAUGUGUUGAAUAGUGAACAAUGAGGAAACAGCCUGUUCAAAGUGAGAAAUAAAGAUGUCCAUAGAAAUGACAUAGCUGCUCUACAGUCUGUAAAAGACAUGGUUAAUAGGUCUAAAUAUUCAAUCACUGUGAAGAAAUUGAGUUGUGUUCCAGAUUUUUUGUUUUCUUGAUAAUCUAUCAACGCAUGAGGAUGAAGGGAUUUCAACCAGACACCUCUAGAAAUUAGACCAGACGUUAGAGAAUUGUCCUGAUAAAUAGAUAAAAGUAUGUUCU